Hylaeus volcanicus is the source of this 1821-nucleotide messenger RNA. Its product is annotated as longitudinals lacking protein, isoforms H/M/V-like. The transcript is spliced from 4 exons. Gene Ontology annotation, cellular component: nucleus. Lineage: Eukaryota; Metazoa; Arthropoda; Insecta; Hymenoptera; Colletidae. The record is from RefSeq and is a predicted model, not a curated record. Gene Ontology annotation, molecular function: protein binding. Gene Ontology annotation, biological process: regulation of transcription by RNA polymerase II. The coding region runs from base 297 to 1334 and encodes 345 amino acids.
UUCAUAACACGUAAUAUAGUACAAUAUUACCAAUCAUUACAGUCUUAGAUAUUUCAUUUAAAAGCAAUUGUUUUACGUACUCUAUCGAUUUUUGAAUAUCUCAAUACAUAAUAGCAAUAAUGUAUCAUUCUCGUCGAAAGUAAAAAUGAAUUCUUAUUUCUCUAAAAUUGUUUCAUGAUAUAAAAUUAAACUUGUAAUAAUUACAAUUCUAACCCUUGUGGUUCUAACAAUAAGUUGGGAUAUUCUGUUUGUUUUGUCAGGAAUUCUAACUUUGGGUAAUAAAUAAAGGGAUAGAAAUGGCAGAAACUUCGCUAUCAGAACAAUUGUCCUUGAAAUGGAACAACUUUUCUAGUAACUUGACGUUUGGCUUUUUAAAUCAUCUCGCAGAAAAUGAUUUAGUAGAUGUCACACUUGCCGUAGAGGGUCAGCUACUACAGGCUCAUAAGCUAGUACUUUCGGUCUGCAGCCCAUAUUUUAAAAAUAUAUUUAAGGAAAAUCCUUGUCAACACCCAGUAAUUAUCCUUAAAGACAUGAAGUAUACCGAAAUUGAAUCGUUAUUGAAAUUCAUGUAUCAAGGUGAAAUUAACAUUAAACAAGACGAUUUAUCUACUUUCUUGAAAGUAGCUCAAACAUUGCAAAUCAGAGGACUAGCAAUAGAAGACACAAUUAGCACAAAACCUUUACCUAAUUGCGACAAUCAAUUAAGUAUCGAUUCUAAUGUUGAAACUGUGAAUCAAUCGCAUUCAGGAACAAUAGAUACCAUCUACAAAGACGUAGAAAUGAUAGAUAGAAGAAAAAGAUCUCGCGAUAUAACAAAACAGAAUGUAAAAAAAAGAAGACGUAAUAGAUCAGCUAUAUCGGAAAAUAUUCAUGAUUUAUCAAAUAAAGAUGUAGAUGAUAAUAACGAAGAUGUUUCAAUUUUAAUGAAUAAAGAUACAGAUGAUUCUACGCAUGAAAAUGAAGAUGAUAAUAUUCCUAUUGUAAAAAGUAAUAAAAAUGAUCAGAAAGAGGAUCCAAGCGAGUUAAGCGAUGCACAGACAUCCAAAGAAACCUCUACCCAACAAGCUGUUGAACCAGUAAUUUAUAGACUAUCCGCGAGAGGUCGACCACAGUUAGUGCACGAGGGCUACGUUUAUAAUUUGACGUCUCGUUCAGAAGUUUUGAACAGAUCUCAUUACCGAUGUGCAGAACAACAUCGCGGUUGUAAAGGGAAAUGCGCAGUUAUGGCGGAAAGAUUUAUGCCUACAGGUGUACAUGAUCAUAAUCAUCCACCUGGAUAUCAAUCCGAACACGAUUACAGGAGAAAAAAAGGUUUAGAUGUAGAUACUCUUUAAAUUUUGUAAACUACUUAAGCUUACAAACGGUAGUCCGCUAUGUUAUGUAGUUUCAUUGUAAGAGUCCAAAUAGGAUUAGAAAAUACUUUUCAAAUAAUUAUCAUGGUAUACAGCAAUAGUAUUUAAUAAAUAAUAUUUAGUAUUUAUUAAAUGAAAAUCUUAAUUUGCUACAAUUUUGUUAAUGGAAGUAGACAUCAAUAGAAAUACGAUUCUAAUUUAACUAAUAUUUAUACGAUGAGCCAAUUUUAAUAUGUUGGUUAUCGUAUUUUAAUUUAAUUGUGAUGCACUUUUUUAAGAUUUUUAAAGCAGAUUAAGAAAUGGUGAUGAGCACAUUCCAUUUAGUAUUAUAUUUAAAGUGAAACAAAGCCAAAUAAGAGUAUUUAAUUUAUAUUGAGUGUUUACACGUAGAAUAACAUUGCUCGCAUUACGAAUUUAUUUCGUUCUUAUAAAUACACAUGGUCAAAUAUGUGAAAAUUUGUAUGUAUGU